Raphanus sativus (radish) is the source of this 1223-nucleotide messenger RNA. Its product is annotated as bidirectional sugar transporter SWEET2. The record is from RefSeq and is a predicted model, not a curated record. Gene Ontology annotation, biological process: carbohydrate transport. NCBI's taxonomy places the organism in Eukaryota, Viridiplantae, Streptophyta, Magnoliopsida, Brassicales, Brassicaceae. Bases 246 to 956 code for a protein of 236 amino acids. Gene Ontology annotation, molecular function: sugar transmembrane transporter activity. Gene Ontology annotation, cellular component: membrane. The transcript is spliced from 6 exons.
CACAGGCUCACAGCCGAACCUGGACCGCAUAUAUAUAGUCGGUCGUACGCCUUCAAUCUUUUGCUCCUUGCUCUUUAAAGAAAGUCAUCUUCUAUUACAAAUCACCUUCAUUAGUCUCUAUAUUAGUUCUCUCUUCUUCUUAAAAUCUCUGCCUCCAUCAGAACAGAACAGAGGAACGAAGAAAAGCUGAAGUAAAACAAAGAGAGACUCUCUUUCCUUUUUUGUAUGAGACAGAGAAGCUUCUCAUGGAUUUGUUUGCUUUAGAUGGUUCUUUCUCAAAGUGGAAAGAUGUUGCUGGAAUCGCAGGCAACAUAUUUGCAUUUGGUCUUUUCGUUUCACCGAUGCCAACGUUUAGGAGAAUCAUGAGGAACAAAUCAACCGAGCAAUUCUCUGGUUUACCAUACAUUUACGCUCUCUUGAACUGCUUGAUCUGCCUUUGGUACGGCUCACCUUACGUAUCCCAAAGAAACUUCAUGCUUGUGACUGUUAAUGGCGUUGGAGCCACUUUUCAGCUUUGUUACAUUAUCCUCUUCAUCUUGCAUACAGACAAGAAGACCAAGAUGAGGAUGCUUCUUCUGCUUCUUGUGGUGUUUGCUGUGGUUGCGUUGAUUGUAGCUGGAAGUUUGCAGAUACCUGAGAAGGUCACACGAUGGUACCUUGUCGGGUUCUUGAGCUGCGGUUCUCUUGUCUCCAUGUUUGCUUCUCCCUUGUUUGUUAUUAACUUAGUGAUUAAGACAAAGAGCGUUGAGUUUAUGCCGUUUUAUCUCUCUCUAUCUACUUUCUUGAUGAGUGCUUCCUUCUUCAUGUUCGGACUAUUCAACAGUGACGCCUUUGUUUAUACACCAAAUGGAAUAGGAACGGUUCUUGGUAUUGUGCAGCUAUCUUUGUACUGUUACUACCACAGAAACUCUAUAGAGGAAGAAACAAAAGAGCCUUUGAUUGUUACUUAUGUGUGAGUUUCGGCAAAGAAGCUAGUUUUGAUGUCUCGAUCGCUGAAGAUUAUGUGAGACCACAUGAAAGAUUCACUGAUGUGGAUUUUGUUUUUUGUGUGUGUGAUGGAGAUCUCUGGUGGGUUGAUUUUGAAGAACAUUUGUCCAUAUAUUGUUUUUUCUAAAAGAAGAUUAUUCUAUUUGUUUGUUCAUAAAGAUUUUGCUUUCUUUGUUAUAGAACGUUUGCAACAGCUUGUAGCAAUUGAAUUGGUUCAUAGAUAUUGUUUUUAAAUU